UGACAGGUUCUCCGCUGCUAUCACAGGAAUACUGCACAAGUCCUUGCCUGAUCAUCACCUCCCCUUCUUCCCCUCUCCUCGGCAAUAGCCAUGCUCCCACGUUACUCCCAUAAUGUACUGACGCAGACUAAUCGGCUGCGGAUACGCGGCACCCUAACGUCAAGAUCAAGCAAACGGCGACGUGCCAGAUCCACCCAUCAGAUAUGGCAAGCCCCUACCGCCACAAUGGAUUCCGAUGUACAGAAAGCCAAUGCGGACGCCGACUCGCAAGCUACGAAUCUGUGUCAUUGGAGCAGGCAUCAGCGCAAUGACACUGGCCUACAAGCUCUACCACGAACACAACAUGAUCGAAUCAGGGUUGGCCGAGCUCUGCAUCUACGAAGCUCACGAGAGUAUGGGUGGCACUUGGCUGGUCAACACGUAUCCAGGUGUAGCAUGUGAUGUACCAGCGCACAUCUACGCUUUCCCAUUCGAACCUAAUCCGGAUUGGAGUGCUUUCUAUGCCACCGGAGACGAGAUCUUGCAGUACUUCAAGCGAACGGUGGCCAAGUACGAUCUCGCAAAGGACGUCAAGUGUGGGCAUCGGGUGGAGGGGGCAGCCUUCGACGCCGAGAGAGGGAAGUGGGAUCUGAGAGUUGGUACCAAGGACGGCUCGAUCGACGAUAGUUGCGAUAUUCUCGUUUCGGCUACCGGCUUCUUGUCAAAGUGGCGCUGGCCAGAUAUUACAGGCUUGCACGAUUUCAAAGGCCAUCUCUGCCACUCAGCGGUUUGGGACAAAGCCUUCGAUUGGACCGGCAAACGGAUUGGCGUGAUCGGUAACGGAAGUUCGGCCAUUCAGAUCGUGCCUCAAGUUGUGGAGCGAGCGGCACAUCUGACCAACUUCAUCCGCAGGCCAACGUACAUUACUCCCGGUCUCGGUUCAGCCAUCAUUGGCGGCCAAACGCAGUAUCACUAUACGGAUGAAGAACGACAGCGCUUCAAGCAGGAUCCUGCAGAGCUGAAGCGGUACCGCAAGAGGAUCCAAGCCGGCAGCAACAAAGCCUUCGAUAUGUUCGUAAAGCAUUCUCGUGCACAGGAGGCCGGGCGAAGGCAGACCGCGGAGAUGAUGAAGCGAGCCUUAGGUGGCGAUGAAGAGCUCGCGCGUAAGCUAACGCCGGACUACGAAGUCGGCUGUCGAAGAGCAACACCAGGGCCGGGCUAUCUCGAAUCCUUUACGAGGGACAAUGUGACUUUGAUCACCGAUGCCAUACAGCAAAUCGAAUCUGAUGGGAUUCGAACAAAGGACGGCAAACUCCACGACUUCGAUGCCAUCGUCUGCGCCACCGGUUUCGACGUCUCACACCGCCCACCUUUCCCACUCACUGGUCGUCACGGCAUAACACUUGCCGAAGCUUGGAAGGACGAGCCAGCUUCCUACCUCUCCCUCGCCGCCUCCGGCUUUCCGAACCUUUUCUUUUUCUCCGGCCCAAACGCUCCGGUGGGUCACGGUAGCCUCAUGGCCGGACUCGGAUGGUCAGCGGACUGGAUGUGCCAGUGGAUCCGCAAGAUGGCCGAAGAGGAUAUCAAAUGGGUCGAUCCAAAGUCGGAGGUGGUCGACGAAUUCGAUGCGUACGCGGACGAGAUCAUGCAAACGCUUGUCUGGAGCGGAGGGUGCCAGAGUUGGUACAAGGGCCAUCGAGUUGAUGGUAAGGUAACGGCGGUGUGGGCGGGCAGCGUUGUUGGAUACCAUGAGAUGAUCGAGCGUAUUCGGCCAGAGGACUUUGAUAUUGCUUAUAGGAGCAAGAAUCGGUUUCGCUUCAUGGGGAACGGCAGAACGAAGAUGGAAUAUGAUCCCAAAGCCGACCUGGCAUUCUACCUACAGAAGUAGAUAUAGUCCUGCCGAGUCCGGCUUUCAUGUUGCAGUCACUCCCGGCCUCCACACGGUCUCGGCGCCCCUGUGGCGAUCGUAUUGGCCUGCACAUCUUGAUGCUGACACAGUUGCGUUUAGCGUGGAGAGCAGUGCCGG
Messenger RNA from Baudoinia panamericana UAMH 10762, 2005 nucleotides. RefSeq lists its product as uncharacterized. Gene Ontology annotation, molecular function: flavin adenine dinucleotide binding; NADP binding; N,N-dimethylaniline monooxygenase activity. NCBI's taxonomy places the organism in Eukaryota, Fungi, Ascomycota, Dothideomycetes, Mycosphaerellales, Teratosphaeriaceae. The transcript is spliced from 3 exons. The record is from RefSeq and is a predicted model, not a curated record. Bases 236 to 1867 code for a protein of 543 amino acids.